Messenger RNA from Dioscorea cayenensis subsp. rotundata (Guinea yam), 1477 nucleotides. RefSeq lists its product as uncharacterized. The transcript has 2 exons. Bases 220 to 1413 code for a protein of 397 amino acids. Lineage: Eukaryota; Viridiplantae; Streptophyta; Magnoliopsida; Dioscoreales; Dioscoreaceae. The record is from RefSeq and is a predicted model, not a curated record.
GAUCCUCUUGUUUUCAUUUAAUUAUUGAUAUUAUUGUUAUUGAAUUAUUUCAACAAUUUCACUUGUUCAUGGCAUUAGUAAUCUUUCUUUGAUAUCUAUUGUAACCGUUGGUUGUUUCUUUGGUGUUAUUCAAAUUAAUGCGUAUCAAGUGUUUGACAAAUUGCCUACAUACAAUGUGAAAGAAGAAUUCUAAUCUUAUAGGGAUAUGCUAAAGCUCCAAUGAUGUCCCUGAGAAGCAUAUCGAACUUUGUCAUGAGCUCACGAUCACUUCGAACAAUGCUCAUUGCUGGCAUACAUCAAAAUGUGGGGUUCUCCUACCAUGAAGAAGCUGAAGAAAGACAUGAAGAGGAGUCGUUUUCAUCCGAAUGGUACCGAGCAGCCUAUGCGAAGCUAAUCAGAAUGAGUCAAACAUUAGAACAAGUGCAACAUAUAGAUGGAAGAGUCACAAACACCAAGGACAAUUCAGUAGUUUUCGAUGGGGACAUCAUUAGCCAAAUGCAAACAUACAAUGCACUUGCUCGAGCAUUGAUCGGAUCAUCGAAAACUUCAAAGACGUCAAUGACUCUAGACUCACUCACCAAAGUCUGCAACUACCUAAACAUCUCAGCUCAACAAAGAAAGACAAUUCGCUUAACAAUCUGUCCUCAGGUCACACAACACCACAUAUGGCGUGGCGCACUAGAGCAGAUCCUUAUCAAUCUUGAAUCAGACAUAAACUCAUUCAAAUGCCAUUCGCAGCCUUUCGAAAUGGCGAAGCAGAUAACAUCCGCUUGUAUUAAGUUUUUGGCAGAUGCAGCUGAACCUUCAGAGUCUGAGAACCCUGCAUGGAUGCGGCCAGCGCCGAUAAAGAAGGUUGUGAAACCGGUGUCUCCAAAGAAAUGGAUGGAGGUGCUUGAGAUGUUUGUGGACUUAUCACAAUGCUUGUCACAAGAAGAGAGACUAAAACCACAUGUUGCAAAGCUUGAAAUGAUGAGAGAAGGGUUGUACCAAAUCAAGGACAUUUUGGUUGAGAGAGAUAUCAGUUUCAAGGAAGCAAGGAGGCAGGACUGUUUGGUUCAAAGGAAGUUAACCAAGAGUUUGGGACACUCCUCCAAGUGUUUGUUCACACUCUUAUUGUACUAUUUACAUGGCAAUGUUAAGGACAUUGAAGUUGAAGUUUGUGAGUGUGUACACGAAAAUGGUGCUGAGUUUUGUUUGAAUGUUGGCAAGAUUUUGACAUGUUGUGAUGAGGAGAUGGUGUGGAAAGGAGUAAAGCAGUUGAGUAGAGCUCUUGGGGUUUACAAGUUUGUAUGGGAAACAGCAGGGAUGAAGGGGAAGUUGGAAUUGCAGGGCCAUUUGUGGUGUCUAGGGCUCGAGGAGAGAUCAUUGGUUUAUAGAGGGAAAACCUUCUUCUUGCAUUGUAUUAGGUUAUGAAUGUGUCAUGUUAUGUUUCACAGGAACUUUGGAAUAAGAUUUUAUCCGGCUCAGAUGGAGUGAA